Messenger RNA from Nymphaea colorata (pocket water lily), 2589 nucleotides. Its product is annotated as indole-3-acetic acid-amido synthetase GH3.6-like. Gene Ontology annotation, molecular function: acid-amino acid ligase activity. The coding region runs from base 150 to 1988 and encodes 612 amino acids. The record is from RefSeq and is a predicted model, not a curated record. The transcript is spliced from 3 exons. Gene Ontology annotation, cellular component: cytoplasm. Lineage: Eukaryota; Viridiplantae; Streptophyta; Magnoliopsida; Nymphaeales; Nymphaeaceae.
UCCUCACCUCUCUCACUUCCUUAACUCUCUCUCACCGGCAACUCCGGCUCUUUUGCUUCCUUGUCUGUAUUUUUCUUCUUCUUCGUCCUUGUCAUCGUCAUUUUCCGGCGACGGCGUUAGUAGUAAGGAAGUGUUUUAAGGCUGAAACCAUGCCGGAGGCACCAAAGGUUAAGCACGACCAAGCCAUGGUCCCUAAGCCGUUUGAUCGGCUCAAGGAGGCACUGCAAUACAUUGAGGAUGUGACCAGCAACGCGGACCAGGUGCAGGAGCGGGUGCUGGGGGAGAUCCUCUCCCGCAAUGCCCAUGUCGAGUACCUCCGUCGCUACGGCCUCGACGGCCGGACCGACCGGGAGAGCUUCAAGAAGCUUCUUCCCGUCAUCGGCUACGACGAUAUACAGCCCGACAUACACAGGAUCGCCAAUGGCGACAAGUCACCGAUCCUCUCGGCCGACCCCGUGUCGGAAUUUCUUACUAGUUCAGGAACUUCGGGAGGAGAGAGGAAGCUGAUGCCCACCAUUGAGCAGGAGCUAGGGAGGCGGUCCCUGCUCUACAGUCUGCUGAUGCCUGUGAUGGACCAGUUUGUGCCGGGGCUUGACAAGGGCAAGGGCAUGUACUUCCUCUUUGUGAAGUCUGAGGCCAGGACGCCAGGAGGCCUGGUGGCCCGCCCGGUGCUCACCAGCUACUACAGGAGCAAGUACUUCACCAACAGGCCCUUUGACCCAUACACCAACUACACCAGCCCAAACGAGACCAUCCUGUGCCCGGACUCCUUCCAGAGCAUGUACUCCCAGCUCCUCUGCGGCCUCAUCCUGCACAGAGAGGUCCUCCGGGUGGGCGCCGUCUUCGCCUCCGGCUUCAUCCGGGCGAUCAAGUUCCUGGAACAAAACUGGCCUCAACUCGUCGACGACAUCCGGACGGGGAAGCUUGAUGACCGGAUCACGGAUCCCUCCGUCCGCGCCGCCGUGGCCGAACUUCUCAAGCCGGACCCCAAGCUCGCCGACUUCGUCGAGCGCGAGUGCCGCAAGAACUCGUGGCAAGGGAUCAUUCCCAGGCUGUGGCCUAACACCAAGUACAUAGACGUUAUUGUGACGGGCACCAUGUCGCAGUACAUCCCAACACUUGAUUUCUAUGGCAAUGGCCUCCCUCUGGUUUGCACCAUGUAUGCCUCUUCCGAGUGCUAUUUUGGGCUGAACCUCAGCCCUUUGUGUGACCCCAAGGAUGUGUCCUACACCCUGAUCCCAACCAUGGCCUACUUUGAGUUCCUUCCCGUUCACAGAAGCAACGGUGUCACCGACUCUCAUGCCAUCUCCAAGACGCUGAGCGAGAAGGAACAGAAGGAACUUGUGGAACUUGUUAAUGUGAAGCUUGGCCAUGAGUAUGAGCUUGUGGUUACCACUUAUGCAGGUCUCUAUCGCUACAGAGUUGGUGAUCUCUUGAGGGUCUCCGGCUUCAAGAACAAGGCUCCCCAAUUCCAGUUCGUCUGCCGGAAAAAUGUGGUUCUCAGCAUCGAUUCCGACAAGACCGAUGAGGUCGAGCUCCAAAACGCGGUCAAGAAUGCCGUGCACCACCUCGAGCCAUUUGAUGCCACCCUCGCCGAGUACACCAGCCAUGCAGACACCAGCGCCAUACCGGGUCACUAUGUGCUGUUCUGGGAGCUCAAACACGGUGCAACUCCAAUCCCCCCAUGUAUCUUUGAAGAUUGCUGCCUCACCAUAGAAGAGUCACUCAACAGUGUCUACCGGCAAGGCCGCGUCUCCGACAAGUCGAUCGGCCCGCUCGAGAUCAAGAUCGUCGAGGCCGGGACCUUCGACAAGCUCAUGGACUAUGCCCUCAGCAAUGGGGCCUCCAUUAACCAGUACAAGACCCCAAGGUGUGUGAAGUUCAAACCCAUAAUUGAGCUGCUCAACUCUAGAGUCCUCUCUAGCUACUUCAGUCCCAAGUGCCCCAAAUGGGCACCUGGCCACAAGCAAUGGAACAACCACAAUUAGUCUCUUUCUUGUGUCAAUGUGUGUUUGUACAACACAAUUGGAGUACUUUAGAAAGAGAAAAAAGAAGUUGCUUGCUACAUUUAGUUAGGAUCCCCACUUGUUGCCCUUCCUUUCUUUCACUUUCUCCAUUGUGGUAUUAGAAAAUACUCUCGAAUAGCUGUCACUUAACAUGUUUAGUUCCACUGAGAUAUUGGCCAUGUACAAAGCAGUUCCUUCAAGUCAAGAAAGGAAUUUCCACACCUUGGUGUUUGACGAUUGACCACCUCCUUCCUCACUCUUUGAAUGCAUUCAACUCUCUUUUCCAACUCUCUAGAUAGAGAAAAUUAUAGAGGAGACAGAAGAGAGAAAUAAUAAAAAAGCAGUGACCAAUACCCAAAUGGCUUCUCAAUUUAAUCAACUUGGCAGCAGCGGAAUAACUCAAGCAAGAACCAAGAAGCAUCGGAGAGAAAUCUUUCGCCUUACGUGUUCUUCCCGGAAACCCUGAGCUAAAACUUAUGAAGCAGAUUUUUCUAAUGGGUCGACGUUUUUGGUUUUUCUGUCACAUGGGCUUAGCCAUAUUGGCCAGUUUUUAAGAGUUGUUUUCUGGUAGGCCUAAUGACUU